CCACCAUGUUCUACCACGGUGCCGUGUGGCUGACGUUUGUGGUCUCCCUGUCCACUGUACUCGGCCUCCAACAACUGACCCCGGAUUCCCGGCGAAAUGUUAACGACUUCAUCCACACUGUUAUGAAAUGUAACAAUAUCCCAGGCUUGCAGAUCUCCAUGGUAACGAGCGAACGAACGUUAUUAGCAGAGGGCUACGGCCUUAAAAGACUCCGUUCCGGUGAACCAAUGACGUCAUCAACUCUAAUGGGCAUUGGGUCCAACACCAAAAGCUUUACCGCCAUGUUAGCAGCGCUUGCCGUCCAGGAGGGCAAGUUGGACUGGGACAAGCCCAUCGCGUAA
Aplysia californica (California sea hare) is the source of this 341-nucleotide messenger RNA. Its product is annotated as beta-lactamase-like. The record is from RefSeq and is a predicted model, not a curated record. The transcript has 2 exons. NCBI's taxonomy places the organism in Eukaryota, Metazoa, Mollusca, Gastropoda, Aplysiida, Aplysiidae. The coding region runs from base 6 to 341 and encodes 111 amino acids.